AUGUCAUCAAUCAAGAUUGCUUGUGGUCAACUAUGUUCGUCUUCUAAUUUGCUCCAUAAUGCAAGAGUUGUCAAGAAAUUGAUCCAUAAGGCUGUCAAAGAGAAUGUGAAAGUGUUGUUCUUACCUGAAGCAUCAGACUAUAUCUCAAGAGAUGCCAAACACUCUAUGCAACUUGCACAAUCUGUCCACAAAAACUUUAUAUCUUUAGUUCAAACUGAAAUUAGAUCUAUUUAUCUAAAGUCAUCUGGUGACACUGAUGAUAAGGGAUUAUUUGUGGCAGUAGGAGUACACGAGCCUUCGCAAUCUCAGAGUCCUACUGGAGAUUUGAAAAAGGUCCGAAAUAAUCAAUUGUGGAUCGAUAAUAAAGGUGAGAUACUUCAGACAUACCAAAAGAUUCAUCUUUUUGACGUCAAUAUUAAGGAUGGGCCCAUCUUAAAAGAGUCAAAUUCAGUAGAACCAGGAAAUUCGGUUUUGAAACCUUUCCAAGUCAACAGUACUUCAUAUGCUAACUUCAGCAUUGGAUUUGCAAUUUGCUAUGAUAUCAGAUUUCCAGAAUUAGGUAUUAAACUUAGAAAACUAGGUGCAAAUAUAAUAACUUAUCCCUCUGCGUUCACCGUCAAGACUGGGGAGAGUCACUGGAAGGAACUAGGGAAGGCUAGAGCACUUGACACACAAUGUUAUGUCGUUAUGGCGGCACAAUGUGGAGAACAUGAUACUGCCGCUGAUUUGGAAACCCCACCAGAACAACUCAAAAAAAGAGUAAGCUAUGGAGAAUCUAUCAUAAUAAGUCCAUGGGGUGAGGUUUUGUCGGAAUGCAAAAAAUAUUCGGACACUUUAGAGCUUGACGAAGAAGGCGAUUACUAUGAGCUAUGCUUUGCUGAUUUAGAUCUAGACUCUCUCGAUGCAAUUAGGACAAAUAUGCCAUUGCUUGAGCAUAGAAGAGAAGAUAUAUUUGGAGAGAUGUAA
Priceomyces carsonii is the source of this 966-nucleotide messenger RNA. RefSeq names its product putative hydrolase (gene NIT2). Gene Ontology annotation, molecular function: hydrolase activity, acting on carbon-nitrogen (but not peptide) bonds, in linear amides. The record is from RefSeq and is a predicted model, not a curated record. The transcript has a single exon. The coding region runs from base 1 to 966 and encodes 321 amino acids. NCBI's taxonomy places the organism in Eukaryota, Fungi, Ascomycota, Pichiomycetes, Serinales, Debaryomycetaceae.